UGGUUGGGGAAGCAAUUCGUUAAUGUCAAAACAAAACAGUAUAGCGUAAUAGUGUUUAAAAAUAUCCCAAUUAAAUAAGUUUAGUUUGAACACUUUUAUUUGGUCUAAAAUUGAUGAUAUAGAUUUUGAUAAUACCUACCCGAAUUAAUUGACUAGUUACCUGAAGGAGUUUCUUAAGUUAAGGUUUACAAUAUAUUGAUACAAGUUAGAGUGCAAACUAGCCUAAGUUACUACCCUGUACGUUAUAUUUAAAGCCAAAGCUGUUACUGUGUUUACAACUUUCAAGUUUACAUAAAUUAUUUACAAACGUUCCUGUUUGAUUUACCAUGGUAGAUAGUAAAAUCAACGUUAGUUUUGUGUGUCAAAGAUGUCUCCAACCAUUGAAGAUGGACUCUUCUUUUGGGAAUAUAAAUGAACAUACCCUUGCAGAACUUACACUACCUAUUCUCUCAAGCCCUGAGGUAGAUUUAGAAUCACAAACUGCCAGUUUAGAUCACAUGAUACCAGCAUUCAGACUUAUGGACUCAGCCAAUGGCAGUAAUGGAUUCACCCUUGUUGGCAAUGAGAAUUCUACUACGGGGAGUUUGAGCCAUAUUAUGAAAAAAACAGCAAGCUUGUUUGACGUUGUUUCUGCAAACUCGGAGGUGGACCACCCUCUGUGUGAGGAAUGUACAGACACUCUGCUGGAGCUGAUGGAUAAGCAGUAUCAGCUCACUGCUCAGGAGUGGAAUGACUACAGUCAGUUUCUGAAAAGACUCGAAAAAGAAGAAACAAGUGAUGGUCAUGAAGCUCUUAUGCAAGAAUUAGCAAGUUUGAAGGAUGAAGAAGAGCGUUUGAAGGCAGACUUGUUGGCUUUGCAAGAAGAACAUCAGGCUGUAGAGAGGGAUCUGAAAGAGAAGGAGUCAGAAAGAGAGAGAUUGGAGAGAGAAGAGGACAGAUACUGGAGAGAGUACAGCAGGCACAGGCGCGACUAUAUGAUCAAUGAAGAUGAGCUGCAGAGCAUAGAGUGUCAGCUAUCCUAUGCUCAGUCACAGCUGGACAGGUUGAAGAAGACCAAUGUGUUCAACGCUACUUUCCACAUCUGGCACAGUGGGCAUGGCCACUUCGGCACAAUAAACAACUUCCGUCUGGGUCGGCUGCCGAGCGCUCCUGUAGACUGGAGUGAGAUCAAUGCUGCGUGGGGCCAGACUGCGCUGCUGCUCACUGCACUUGCACGCAAAAUGAACCUCACGUUUGAGAGGUACCGAGUUGUACCUUACGGCAAUCACUCGUACAUUGAGGUGUUAUCAGACCACAAGGAGUUACCAUUGUAUGGUUCUGGAGGCUUCAGAUUCCUGUGGGACACCAAGUUUGAUGCUGCCAUGGUAGCCUUCCUAGACUGUCUACAGCAGUUCAAAGAGGAGGUUGAGAAGGGAGAUUCUGGCUUCUGCCUACCUUACAAAAUGGACCGAGGAAAGAUCGAGGAUGCUUCCACUGGCAACUCUUUUUCGGUCAAAAUUCAGUUCAACUCAGAAGAGCAAUGGACUAAAGCACUAAAGUUCUUGCUUACAAAUCUCAAAUGGGGCUUGGCUUGGGUUUCAUCGCAGUUUGCCAAAGAUCAACUAGAGUAGAUCAACAUUCAGACAGGUUCUAGGGCUGUGCUUGAAUCAGUGUGAUCAUACUAGACAUGUGAUUUUUCCUACAAGAUAUUUGCAAUGCUAAGUAUAUUCUAUAUGAAGUCUUAUCUGUGUACUGUUAAUUAAUUGUUUUAGUAUUUAUUCUGCAAUGUUUAGUUAAAAUUGUAUCAGCUUUUGUAUGGCUUUAGUUUGUACUAGUGAAGUUAAAAUAAUUA
Macrosteles quadrilineatus (aster leafhopper) is the source of this 1831-nucleotide messenger RNA. RefSeq names its product beclin-1-like protein (gene Atg6). Lineage: Eukaryota; Metazoa; Arthropoda; Insecta; Hemiptera; Cicadellidae. Gene Ontology annotation, biological process: late endosome to vacuole transport; cellular response to nitrogen starvation; autophagosome assembly. The coding region runs from base 327 to 1610 and encodes 427 amino acids. The record is from RefSeq and is a predicted model, not a curated record. Gene Ontology annotation, cellular component: phosphatidylinositol 3-kinase complex, class III, type II; phagophore assembly site; phosphatidylinositol 3-kinase complex, class III, type I. The transcript has 9 exons.